CUCCAGCGCGCCUGUCGAUUUCCAAAACCCAGUAUCCUCAGCACCCUUCAUAUUCAGCUAUCAUGGUGAACUUCACCGUAGACCAGAUCCGGGCCCUUAUGGACAAGCCCACCAACAUCCGAAACAUGAGUGUCAUUGCUCAUGUCGACCACGGUAAGUCCACGCUGACGGACUCUCUGGUUUCAAAGGCCGGCAUCAUUGCCGCCAAGAACGCCGGUGAUGUGCGCUUCACGGAUACAAGAGACGACGAGAAAGAGCGUGGCAUCACAAUCAAGUCGACGGCCAUUUCCAUGUACUUCGAGGUGGACAAAGAGGAAGUAUCGGCGAUCAAGCAAAAAACCGAUGGUAACGAGUUCUUGAUUAACCUGAUUGAUUCUCCCGGUCACGUCGACUUCUCGUCCGAGGUCACAGCUGCUCUUCGUGUCACCGAUGGUGCGCUGGUCGUCGUCGACUGCGUCGAGGGGGUUUGCGUACAGACAGAGACCGUCUUGCGUCAAGCUUUGACCGAACGAAUCAAGCCUGUCGUUAUCAUCAACAAGGUUGACCGAGCCCUUCUCGAGCUGCAAGUGUCCAAGGAGGACCUGUUCCAGUCUUUCUCUCGUACUAUCGAAUCCGUGAACGUUAUCAUUGCUACCUACAACGACGAAGCACUUGGCGAUGUUCAGGUCGCACCGGAGAAGGGUACCGUUGCGUUCGGCUCCGGUCUACAUGGUUGGGCUUUCACUUUGCGCCAGUUCGCUGCCCGCUACAGCAAGAAGUUCGGUGUUGACAAAGACAAGAUGAUGGCAAAGUUAUGGGGCGACAACUUCUUCAACCCUGCUACGAAGAAAUGGACAACAAAGGGCACUACCGACGAUGGCAAGACUUUAGAGCGCGCUUUCAAUAUGUUUAUCCUAGACCCCAUCUUCAAGAUUUUUAAGGCUACCAUGGACUUCCAGAAGGAUCAGCUAUUCAGCAUGCUCGAAAAACUCGAUGUGAAGCUUCUGCCCGAUGAAAGAGAUCUGGAAGGCAAGGCUUUGCUGAAGGUUGCUAUGCGCAAGUUCCUCCCCGCCGGCGAUUCCCUCUUGGACAUGAUUGUCAUUCACCUGCCUUCUCCGCAAACCGCUCAGAGGUAUCGCGUCGAGACACUGUAUGAAGGUCCGAUGGACGACGAAUCUGCCAUUGGCAUCCGCGACUGCGAUCCUAAGGCUCCCCUUGUUCUGUACGUCUCCAAGAUGGUUCCAACUUCUGAUAAGGGGCGUUUCUACGCGUUCGGCCGUGUCUUCUCCGGUACCGUCAAGGCAGGCCCUAAGAUCCGUAUCCAAGGGCCCAACUAUGUUCCCGGGAAGAAGGAUGAUCUCUUCGUCAAGUCUGUGCAACGUACGGUUCUGAUGAUGGGUCGUUAUGUCGAACCCAUUGAGGAUUGUCCGGCUGGUAACAUUGUUGGGCUUGUUGGCGUCGACCAAUUCCUGCUCAAGUCUGGAACUCUAACCAGUUCGGAAACCGCGCACAACAUGAAAGUCAUGAAGUUCUCUGUGUCCCCCGUUGUUCGAGUUGCUGUUGAGGUCAAGAAUGCCGCCGACCUUCCUAAGCUCGUGGAAGGUCUGAAGCGUCUCACGAAGUCCGAUCCUUGCGUCCAGGCUUGGAUUGAGGAGACCGGCGAGCACAUUGUUGCCGGUGCGGGUGAGCUUCACCUGGAAAUUUGCCUGAAGGAUCUUGAAGAGGAUCAUGCUGGUGUGCCCCUCAAGAAGUCCGACCCGGUCGUCGGGUAUUGCGAGACCGUUCAGACGGAAUCAUCCAUGGUUGCUCUGUCCAAGUCUCAGAACAAGCAUAACCGUCUGUAUGCUAAAGCCUCUCCUCUUGAGGAGGAACUAUCCAAGGACAUCGAGAGCGGCAAGAUCACCCCACGCGACGAUUUCAAAAUUCGCGCUCGGGUCCUGGCCGAUGAAUAUGGUUGGGAUGUAACCGACGCACGCAAGAUCUGGUGUUUCGGUCCUGACACCACUGGUCCUAAUCUGCUGGUCGAUGUCACCAAAGGUGUCCAGUAUCUCAACGAGAUCAAGGAUUCUUGUGUUGCCGCCUUCCAGUGGGCGACCAAGGAAGGUGUUUGUGCGGAAGAAAAGAUGCGUGGUGUCCGUGUGAACAUUCUUGAUGUCACUUUGCAUACAGAUGCAAUCCAUCGUGGGGGUGGGCAAAUCAUUCCUACUUGCCGCAGGGUGACAUACGCUGCGUGCUUGCUUGCCCAACCUGGGUUGCAAGAGCCCGUUUAUCUCGUCGAAAUUCAAUGUCCAGAGAACGGGAUUGGUGGAAUCUAUUCCGUGCUUAACAGGCGUCGUGGCCAAGUCUUUUCUGAGGAGCAGCGGCCGGGUACGCCGAUGUUUACGGUCAAGGCAUACCUGCCUGUGAUGGAGUCCUUCGGGUUUAACGCCGACCUCCGUCAGGCUACCUCGGGACAGGCUUUCCCACAGAGCGUGUUCGACCAUUGGGAACUAAUGAGUGGCUCUCCUCUGGACAAGGGAUCUAAGAUAGAGGAGCUGGUGAAGUCCAUUCGCACGAGGAAGGGUUUGAAGCCUGACAUUCCCACUCUGGACAUGUACUACGACAAGCUGUAGAAUGGAUUUCCAUGCCGCUUAACAAACCACUUUUGGCCUGUUUGUCAUCUGUUAUGUAAUGAAAGCGAGAUGCACUGUGUAUGACCAUCUCGCGUAUCCCCUCCCUGCUCAACAAUGUUUACGUGCUAGAGUUUCCCUCAAACUGUGACAUCCCCGCGGACAAACACUGAGCUGUCGUACUGCCGCAUGUGCCGGUUCUGUGCCACAGACAGAAACUUCAAAACUGUCUAAUCGACUGACAGGUACACAGCGAAUUGAAGGUGAAAACUAGAGAUACAACAUAUACUAAACGGCCUUCACUUCAGAACAUAUCAAGGGCACUUCAUCGGCGCAAGUAGGCGGCACUUAAUGGUGGAGACGCUUGAUGAGGUGGAGAAAGCGAACUGUCAGCAGAAAAAUGCGGUUGCGCAUCGUUGGGGAAUGCAGCAUAGUUGUCCCUCUGCUGGGGCGCCGGCCCAGGAAGCGGCAGAUACGGCGAUUGAUAGUCAUCUCCAAUCUGAUACGUUCGCAGCUGUUCUGUUCGUGGUUGCUGUCCUGG
Messenger RNA from Dacryopinax primogenitus, 3129 nucleotides. RefSeq names its product eukaryotic translation elongation factor 2. Gene Ontology annotation, cellular component: cytosol; ribonucleoprotein complex. The transcript has 9 exons. Gene Ontology annotation, biological process: translational elongation. Gene Ontology annotation, molecular function: GTPase activity; GTP binding; translation elongation factor activity. Bases 63 to 2591 code for a protein of 842 amino acids. Lineage: Eukaryota; Fungi; Basidiomycota; Dacrymycetes; Dacrymycetales; Dacrymycetaceae. The record is from RefSeq and is a predicted model, not a curated record.